Paramecium sonneborni is the source of this 198-nucleotide messenger RNA. Lineage: Eukaryota; Ciliophora; Oligohymenophorea; Peniculida; Parameciidae. The record is from the annotation of a GenBank genome assembly.
AUGCUACUACAGAAUUGGAAAAAGCUUUAAAUAGUUUUUAGAACCCCAAUUGAAUCAAAGAAGAAAAAGAAAUAAUAAGAAAAGCAAGUAAAUGUCACAAAAGCCAUAGAGGGAAUACUGAAUAUAGAUGUUACCUAUAGUAUAACAUUUAAGAAUAAGUAAGGUUAUGUUUAUUAAAUAUAUUAUAUAUAAAUAUGA